CAGCAGAGGCGCGUCGUCCAUCUCACCAUCAACUUGCUUGCUGACGCCGUGCUCGCCAGGUGUUUUCCAAGCCCCCUCACGUGCCUGAACACAUACACGCUCCCUCGCCGCUCUCCUCGGCGGACACGCGCCUUUUCACUCUCGCGCUCCACCAUGGACUUCCAGUCUCCCCAGAACACCAUGUACGACACCUCAAGCUUCAUCGAUCCCAGCGCCAUCGCCAACCCCCAGAUGAAUGGCGCGCGCCCCUACAACCCAAUGCCCCAAGUCCCUCAGAAGCGAGACUCCACCGGCGCCGCCCUCUCUUUAUCCCGCUCACAAACGCCCUCCCAGCAGCCCCAAUUCGGCUUCCAGCACCAACAGCCAUUCGCCAACACGCCCUCGCCCACCAUGUCGAGCCAGCACUUUGCGCCUGGCCAGAUGGGCGGCCAGCGGAUGCAGACUGCCUCGCCCGCGCAAAACCCUCAUGCGCCCCAGAUGUCGCCCAUGGGCUUCCAACCCUCGCCCAUGAACCAAGCAUUCAACGCAAACUCCGGUAACCAAUUCCCAGUUCAAUCCGUCCAGCUGUCACAAAAUCUGCAGAGUCGCCAGCAGGAGGCACAGAGGCAGUACGCAAUGCGCCUACAACAGCAGCAGCAGCUGGGCAACCUCGCCGCGAGCAACAUGGCAGCCCGACAAGGACAGCAGCCAGGCGCACAGAUGCCCGGCGGAAUGCAAAACCCCAUGCAGCAUCCUGGUAUGCAGCCAAACAUGAUGCAAGGCCAAGCACAACAACCAAACCCCCAGGUCCAAUAUCAGCAGUUCCUCAAAAACGUCGCAGCGCUAUAUGCUCAGCAAAACCGGCCGUUUAACCCGCAGCCUCAAUGCGCUGGCCGUGUAAUUAACUUGCAGAACCUCUACGCCGCCGUCUUGCGCUUCAAGGGCUCUCGAUUCGCUACCCAGCAAAAUGGCUGGCCGCGGAUCGCACAGAUGAUGAACAUACACCCACAGCAGUUCCCUAAUGCCCCUAAUGAGUUGCGCCAGAUCUACGAAGCAAACUUGCUCCUCUACGAAACUGCCUACAUCCAGCGACAGCAGCAACAGCAGCAGCAGAUGCAAAUGCAACAACAAAAGGGCAUGCCUCCACAAGGGCAAAUGGGUCAGAUGGCACAAAUGGGGCAAAUGGGGCAGAUGGGUCAAAUGAAUCAAAUGGCUACUAUGGGUCAGCAGAUGUCCCCAACAAGACCUACAAUGCCAGGACAGCAAAACAAUAUUGCGGGACACCAGGAGUACCUUCAACAGCUGCAAAGAUCGCAGGAGUCGCUGAAGCAACAACAACAACAACAGCAGCAGCAGCAGCAGCAGCAGCAACAACAAGCCCAGCAACAGCAACAGCAACAGCAGCAACAACAACAACAACAACAACAGCAAGCCCAGCAACAACAACAGCAGCAGCAGCAGCGCCAAUCGGUCCCACCUACCCAGCAGUCCCAUCAACAAAUCGACCCAACCACGCACCUGCCACAAUCGACGCCGUUACAAAGUAAUGCAGCACCUCCAAGAGUCAACGGUAACACACCACAGCCAGAUAUCAAUACGCGAAAGAGCCUCAGCAGACAGUUAGAGGGAACCCCUGUUCCAGGCAAAGAACCUAACCAGGCACAACCUUUGUCAAUGAAGCAGGAAGAGAAUGCCACAGUCGCCGAUCCGGCUUUGAAUGCUAUGGAAGGACCUGAGAGGCGGAAACCUGUGAUAGAGCAAGAUGAUGGCACAAGAGUCUACCAACCCGCAUGGCGAACUCAAGAUACCUGGGGGGGUCUCGACUUUGACUCUGACAACUUCAAAAACAUGAUCGACACCAUCACAAACUACAAGCCAAACGUGCCGAUGCUGCCAGAGAUGGGUGUAAUUGACAUCCGAGCGAUUACCAUGAGCAUCAGGUCGGGUUUGCCUGGCGAGGCGCGCUUGGGACUCGACACCCUCACACACUUGACGUAUGACAACACUAUACAGUUCAAUCUGGCCCACUGCGAAGAUUUGACAGAAGUGUUGGUGGAGUAUGCAGAAGACCUCUUGGAAACAUUGGGCAACGACAAUCCCGAAGUCACCGACAUUAUCGAUCUCAUGUCCUACGAGGAUGUCAUGCACCACUGCCGCGAAGAAGCUGCCUCACUACUGGAGAUCCCACAGGUCGGGACAACCGCACACCAUCUCAAUCGUACCGCUGACCGGCUGCUUGCAAUCACCACGAUUUUCCGCAACCUAUCCUUCCUCGAGGUUAAUCAUGACUCCCUAGUCAGCCCAUCAGUUCUGAAGUUCCUCGCAAACUUCAUACGCCUUGUGGGCACACGGGUUUUACUUCUCCGCUCACAUAUGAACACCUUUGAGUUCAUGAAAGACAUUGUUACUUUCUUUUCCAAUACUAGUGCUAAAGUUGUUCUGCCUAGCCGUGAAGAUGCAUACGCUGUACUGCACUUCCUAUGCGCCUUUGCUCCAAUGCCACGACCUGCCGAACCUGUCAAGUUUACGCCCUUUGAUCCUCAAAUCCACCGCUAUCUUCCGUCCGCAGUCGACAGUCUCGCAAAGCUUCUCGCUCGUGACGAUCCCAACCGGACGUAUUACAAGCAGAUAUUCAUCAACGAGGCGACCGCGACACCAGCGUAUGACCUCCUGACACGAUCUUUUGCCCUCGCCAUCUCAGUCGUGCCUGACCGCAACUACAUUGAGAACAAGAUGUACCAAUUGAAGGACCCGCGUCCUAAGGAGGUGCGCAUGUUUGAGGCGCGUAUCGCAGAAUCGCGAAAGGCCUACCUCAUGCAAGGCAUGCUGGCUGCAGACAUCCUCGCCAGUCUGGCCCCAGGACCGGAAACUGGCAUCUGCCGUGCAUGGCUUGAAUCAGAGGACGGCUGGGCACAUACGCUCCUCAAAUUUGCAAUGUCUCUCUCAGCCACUGAUACUGCCAUCCCUCACCCUCCCUUGCCACCAAACCAUCGCGGCCCACGACCCAUGGACCACGACCGAGAAGGUUUCCAACUUAUUGUGCACCGUGCGCUAUCGACUCUCAAGCGCCUAGGCGACAAGUCAAAGGGCGGCGAGCUCCUUGUCAAGGGCGUGCAGCAAAUGAACGGACACAUGGACCACGACAGUAUGGAUGAGGACGAGGAUGAUGAUGAUAUGGAGAUUUUCAGUUUCAACGGCAGCUCAUGGAGGGUGAAAGCCGAUAUUUUACCCCGCAAGGAGACGCUACUUGGUGCACUGUUGACAGCGCAACUCGAUGUUCGCAGUCUAAAUCAAUUCUGUAAGAUUGGGUAUCUGGACGAGUAA
This is a messenger RNA of Bipolaris maydis ATCC 48331, 3303 nucleotides long. RefSeq lists its product as uncharacterized. Gene Ontology annotation, cellular component: SWI/SNF complex; nucleus. The record is from RefSeq and is a predicted model, not a curated record. Gene Ontology annotation, molecular function: transcription cis-regulatory region binding. Gene Ontology annotation, biological process: regulation of transcription by RNA polymerase II. Lineage: Eukaryota; Fungi; Ascomycota; Dothideomycetes; Pleosporales; Pleosporaceae.